Messenger RNA from Rhincodon typus (whale shark), 3048 nucleotides. It is a transcript of the gene kif17, whose product is annotated as kinesin family member 17. Lineage: Eukaryota; Metazoa; Chordata; Chondrichthyes; Orectolobiformes; Rhincodontidae. Gene Ontology annotation, molecular function: microtubule motor activity; microtubule binding; ATP binding. The transcript is spliced from 14 exons. The record is from RefSeq and is a predicted model, not a curated record. Gene Ontology annotation, biological process: microtubule-based movement. Bases 227 to 2770 code for a protein of 847 amino acids.
CUCUGUCUCCAGAGCAACGGUUGGCAAGCACCAAAUGCGGAAGUGACGUACGGUCUGCCGGAAACUGGUAUCGUCGGUGGAGCCGCUUGUUGCCGAGCAACCGACGCUUGGCUGCUGGAUCCCAGUUCCAGGAAUGGUGAAGGACCGCUGGGAUGGGGAACCUAUAAAGGGGGAACGCCGUUGAUAAAGAAACUAAACACUGCAUUAGGCUGGAGAGAGGAGGACGAUGGCUUUGGAGACAGUGCGAGUUGUGGUACGCUGCAGACCCAGCAACAGCCGAGAAAAGGACCUGAACUGUAAGGUGGUAGUGUCUAUGGACUCUGCCCGCGGCCAGUGCUUCAUCCAGAAACCCGGGAUCCUCGGAGAGCCACCCAAACAGUUCACUUUCGACGGUGUCUAUUACAUGGAGAGUACCACGGAGCAACUGUACAACGAGAUCGCCUAUCCACUGGUGGAGGGUGUUACUGAAGGCUACAAUGGAACAAUAUUUGCCUAUGGACAGACAGGAAGCGGGAAGUCAUUCACCAUGCAAGGCAUUUCUCAUCCAACAUCACAACGAGGAGUUAUUCCCAGGGCUUUUGAACAUAUAUUUGAGAGUAUCCAGUGUACAGAAAAUACAAAGUUCCUGGUGAGGGCUUCAUAUUUGGAAAUCUACAAUGAAGAGAUCCGAGACCUUCUGGGCAAAGAUACUAAACAGAAGCUGGAGCUUAAGGAGCAUCCAGAGAAAGGCAUUUAUGUGAAGGACCUAUCCAUGCACACUGUGCACAGUGUCUCAGAGUGUGAGAAAAUCAUGGAUGUUGGCUGGGGCAAUCGAGCUGUGGGAUACACCCUCAUGAACAAAGAUUCAUCACGUUCACAUUCUAUAUUCACCAUUCACUUGGAGAUGUGUUCAAUAGAUGAUAAUGGGAAAGACCAUAUCCGUGUGGGAAAAUUAAACCUGGUAGAUUUGGCAGGUAGUGAAAGACAGGCAAAAACUGGAGCAACUGGAGAUCGAUUGAAAGAAGCCACGAAAAUCAACCUGUCACUGUCAGCACUUGGGAAUGUAAUUUCUGCACUUGUGGACGGAAGAUCAAAACACAUUCCAUAUCGUGACUCAAAACUGACACGAAUGUUGCAAGAUUCCCUUGGAGGUAACACCAAAACUCUGAUGGUGGCAUGUCUGUCUCCUGCAGACAAUAAUUAUGAUGAAAGUCUUAGCACUUUACGAUAUGCCAACAGGGCAAAGAAUAUCAAAAACAAACCAAGAAUUAAUGAAGAUCCAAAGGAUGCCUUACUUCGAGAAUAUCAGGAAGAGAUUAAACAGCUAAAGGCACUCCUAGCUGGACAACUUGGAAAUGACAACUUAUCUAAUUUUCUAAAUAAAGUGCAAAGAGAUAGUGGUCAAUCAACCAUUCCAUCCCCUCAGAAUUCCAAUACUCAAGCUGAGAUAGAACUUGAAAAAGAAAAUAUGAGACAGGAAUAUGAGCAGAAAUUAUCAAAGAUCAAAGCAGAUUAUGAAGCAGAACAGAAGUCCAAUGUCAAACUGCAAGAAGAUAUUGAAAAACUAAGAAGUUCGUAUGAAAUCAAACUGGCACGCACUGAAGCUUCAGAUAAGGCCACAGAUGCACCUGAAUUUGAAGAAAGAGCCUCUGCCCAGGAGGUAACUCAGCCAUUUAAUGUUGAACUAGCGGAUGUAUGUGAAUUAGAACAGAAGCUAGAUAUUGCCACGUUAAUUGAGGUAGAACCUGAAAUAGCCACACAUGAAAGCAGCAAGAAAGCUACACCGAUUAAUGAAGAGCAAAGCUCUCCAUUAGAUAUGCAGCUCCGAAAGGAAGAAACCAUGGCUGAACGUCCUCCAUCUGGUUCAUCACCCACCACUUUAGAUCAGGAGGAAGUGCUUGCAAGACUGAAAAUGUUGGAGAAUGAGGUUGUAGGUGGAGAACAGGCCAAAAAUACAGAGCUGAAGGAGAAACGGAAACGACGGAAGAAGUAUGCAGAUGAACGAAAGAAUCAACUUGCAGAAGCACUGAAGCACACAGACCGAGAUGAUCCUGCUAUCUUGAUCAAUGUGUAUGAAUCUAUUCAGGAUGAAGUUCGAGCAAAAAGCAAAAACAUAGAAAAUCUGCAAAGAAAGCUCAAAGUUGCAGAGAUAGAAAUCUCCGAUCUCCAAUGUGAAUUUGAGUUUGAGCGUAUUGACUACCUGUCUACCAUAAGGAAGCAGGAGCGAGAAAACAUUUUGCUGCAGCAAGUCCUAGAAAGAAUCCAGCCACUAAUCCGGCGUGAGUGUAACUACAGCAACAUUGACAAAAUAAAAAGGGAAAGUGUUUGGGAUGAAGAAAGUGGUUGUUGGAAAUUACCGGAAGCAGUUCUUCAAAAAAUCACACUUCCUUCUGCUGGCUCUAGUCUAGCGCCAUCUAAGCAGGGGAUGAGAGUCACUACAACUGAAAUUGCUGAUUGCUCAAUGGAGGAAGACCGUUACAGGCAAAUGCUGAACCGCAGUGACAGUGAAAAUAUUGCCAACAACUACUUCAGGUCAAAGCGUGCUAGUCAGAUCCUGAAUACCGACCCUGCACGAAGUCUCUUGCACAACUCCACAUCUGUGCAUAAUGUAUCUCUUAACAAUGGAUCUUCUUCCCAUGCUGCCUCCAACUUGAGCACAGUUUCUCCAACCCAGCCUCCAGAAAUGCCCACACCAAGGCCAUUUCGCUUGGAAUCAUUGGAACUCCGUGUGCCCUCAGCCAAAACCAAACGCAAGAAAAGCAAAAGCAGUUCUUUCAUGGACAUUGCCUGAUUUGGAACUGUUGCAAUAAAUUGUUUUUAAAGACAUUUGUUGUAUUUUUCCCUUACCCUCAUGCUCUUACUGCUCUGAACACUGACCUUGGCCAUGGGUGACCCAGCCCUAGGUCUCUGCCAAUGCUGCUGUGUCACCAGCUGCUGAGAGGUGUUUGGGAUAGUAAUAGAGCUACUGUCCCAAAGGCCUUCUUUGUAUCUUAGCACUUUGUUUCCAUUUGACACCUCCCCAUAAAGGCAUGUCUGCAAUUAAGAAGUCAUAAUGAUGCAGGAAACUGA